CUCUAAACUGCUCUAAACCUUUACAUAGUCGUCACCCAUUUUGUAUGUAUACAUAUGUAUAUUUGUCAAAUGCUAUAGUGUUAUACCAAUUUGUUUUAAUUAGGAUAAAAAAAAAAAAAUUAUUUGAAAAAAAAUUGAGUAUUAAAAUAUGUGAUAUUCUUGUAACUAACUAUUGAUUUAAUUGUGAAUUUGGAAAUCGUCACUUAGUUAGGAAAAUAAAUAAAGUUUGAUAACAAUGACGCAGUUUUUGCCACCAAAUUUGCUGGCAUUAUUUGCUCCAAGAGAUCCAAUACCUUAUCUACCACCCGUAAGCAAACUACCCCAUGAGAAAAAGAAUGGUGGUUAUAUUGGAGUUGGAAAUUUUUUGAAAUAUUUUGAGAAUCCAAAAGACACUCCUCCACCAGUGCGUGUUGAAACCCGUGAAGAGCGACUUGAACGUCGUCGUCGUGAACGUGCCGAACAAGUUGCAUACAAACUUGAACAGGAAAUCGCUGUAUGGGAUCCAGCUGGUAUACCAAAUGUCACUGCGGAUCCAUUUAAAACCCUAUUUGUAGCACGAAUUAAUUAUGACACAUCAGAAUCAAAACUUAGAAGAGAAUUUGAAGUCUAUGGUCCUGUGAAAAAGAUUGUCGUGAGUCAUAACACAAUCAAUGGUAAACCAAGGGGGUACGCGUUCAUUGAGUAUGAACACGAAAGGGACAUGCAUUCUGCAUAUAAGCAUGCCGAUGGUAAGAAAAUAGAUGGUCGCCGAGUAUUGGUGGAUGUGGAACGUGCAAGAACAGUUAAAGGAUGGCUGCCACGUAGGCUUGGUGGCGGACUUGGUGGUACUCGACGAGGUGGUCCAGACGUUAAUAUUAAACAUUCUGGAAGAGAAGAUAACGAACGUGAACGCGAAAGAUAUCGAUUAGAGCGCGAACGUGAAGCAUCAGGACGUGGAUCAGAAAGAGAUAGGGAGCGUGAUCGUGGUGAUAGAGAACGCAGAAGAUCACGUGAUAGAAAACGAAGAUCGCGUACUAGAUCUCGCGAUCGUAAACGUCGACGUAGUCGUGAACGUGUUGUUGAUCCAGAAAUUGAAGAAAUACAAAGAGAAGAACGUAGUCGAGACAGACGUGAUCGUGAUAGGAAUGACCGUAAUGAAAGAGACAGAGAUCGUAAACGUAGACGUUCGAGGUCAAAUGAACGUAAUGAUCGUGAUCGUUCUGAGCGUAAACGUGAUAAACGGGAUCGCGAACGUGAUCGUAGAGAUCGAAAGGAACGUAGUGAACGAGUCAUUGAUGAAGAUACUAAAGAAAUUCGUAUUAAAGAAGAGCCCAUGGAUGAUUAUCCUGAGUAUGCCAAUGAUUAUUUAGCGACAUCGCCGUCUUUAGCUCAAGUGAAAUAUGAGGAUGAAGUUGAAGAAAAAUACAGAAUUCCUGAAGGACGUUUCGAGCAUUCUUACAAUUACGAUUCCGCUCAAGAUUAUCAGUCAAAUAAUAUGGAUUAAAUUUAAAAAAAACUUUGAUGAUUAUUAAACUGAAUAUUCUAUACCUAAUAACACCGGUAUAUAACAAAAAAACCAAAACGGUUAACAGCUGCAUUUUAAUUUGCUGUAUUAUCUGGACAACAAACGUGUAAUACUUAUGUAAUAAUGAAUUUUCAUUUUACUCGAUAAAUAAUUUCCUGUUGUAAUUUUCUUUUUUUUUUUUUUUUUAUUCACUAAUCAUUUAAAUUAUAGCGAAAUAAGUUGUCCUUCAAUCAGAAAUCAAAGUUUUUUUCCGGGUCGGUAAGAAAUUGAUAGAAAAAAAAUGAAAUCUCGUGAAAUUAAUCAAUUAAAUUUCAACCUGUAUAUAAGUAAGUUUGAAACUAUUUUGAUUUCAAAAAAAUAUUGUACAUGCAUGCAGAAAUAAAGGUGAUCUCUUCACAGGUAUAAAUUAA
Molecule: messenger RNA, 1914 nt
Organism: Aphidius gifuensis
Lineage: Eukaryota; Metazoa; Arthropoda; Insecta; Hymenoptera; Braconidae
Gene: snRNP-U1-70K
Product: U1 small nuclear ribonucleoprotein 70 kDa
Exons: 7
Coding region: 236-1483 (415 amino acids)
Biological process (GO): mRNA splicing, via spliceosome
Cellular component (GO): U1 snRNP; U2-type prespliceosome; precatalytic spliceosome
Molecular function (GO): mRNA binding; U1 snRNA binding
Source: RefSeq, a predicted model, not a curated record